Messenger RNA from Phytophthora infestans T30-4, 336 nucleotides. RefSeq lists its product as uncharacterized. The record is from RefSeq and is a predicted model, not a curated record. Bases 1 to 336 code for a protein of 111 amino acids. The transcript is spliced from 2 exons. NCBI's taxonomy places the organism in Eukaryota, Oomycota, Peronosporomycetes, Peronosporales, Peronosporaceae.
AUGAAGGAGAUAAAGGAUCGGUCACGAGUCAAGGUGGUUUGGCCCUUGCCUCAACCUGGGGAGGUGAUGAUCAAUGAGAUCGUGGUCUUGUCCUACUGUGCUGACUCAGGAUCCGACUCAACUGGUAUCCCUCGUUCUACAGUUAUCUGUUUUGACUCUGUUAAGGUGGAUGUCGUGCUGCAAACGGCAGCAGGUACUGUGAAGCUCCCCGACGUGACCUGUUUGGUUAUGGAGGGUGAAGAGACCGAUUUAUUUCUUGGUAACAACACGCUCGCCUCACUCGGAAUUGAUGUAAGCCAGCAACUUGAACAGCUGGCUGGAGGUGCAAGAUGUUGA